CUCGGCGACAGGUGCUGCUUAGUGAUUCUUCUUACCUCAAGUUUUUACAAUUACAACGUGCGAAUACAAAGAUAGGCAUUCAUCCCAUCAACGCAUCACGCCAUGAAAAUGGAGAAUACCAUCACUUGUUUCGUGAUUUGAAAAAGGACGCCCAGAAAUUUAAGGAAUAUACAAAAAUGACGAUAGAAACUUUCGACCUCCUACUCGGCCUCGUCAAGGAAGACAUCUACAAACAGUCUACCAACUGGAGGCGCGCCAUUUCACCAGAGGAACGUCUUGUUGUCACGAUAAGAUAUCUGGCAACCGGGGCUUCGUUCCGGUCUUUGGCAUUUCAGUUCAGAAUGGGAAGAUCCACAAUAUCUACAAUUGUUUCAGAGACGUGUGAAGCGAUUUGGAAGAAUGUUCAGCCAAUUUACAUGCCAUUUCCUGAUAGAAAGUUGUGCAUGGAAAAAGCCAGGCAAUUCAAUCGCAAGUGGAAUUUUCCAAACUGUUUCGGUGCAGUCGACGGCAAGCACAUUCGCAUUAAAGCUUCUCACAAGUCAGGAUCAUUGUAUUACAAUAAUGAACAGUUUUCCUCUCUUUUUUUGCAAGGUGUAGCAGAUCAUGAAUGUAAGUUCGUCACUGUCGAUAUUGGUGCGAAUGGCAGGCAGAGUGAUGGAGGAGUGUUCAGAAACAGCGAUCUAGCUAAAUGUCUCGAUAUCAAUGCAUUUGAUUGCCCAACUUCGCAACAGCUUCCUGGAUCUGAAGACAAAACCCCAUUUGUCAUUGUUGGGGAUGAAACUUACCCACUACUACCAUUUUUAAUGCGUCCUUACCCUAGACAAAAUUUAGACCAGUCAAAGAAAAUUUUCAACUAUCGCCUAUCUCGAGCCCGGCGAUGCGUUGAGUGCGCGUUUGGCAUUAUGAACGCAAAGUUUAGAUUACUAACAAAGUCUAUCGAAACAAGUGUUGAACAUGCAACAGUAAUUGUAAAAGCCAUUUGUGUUUUACACAAUAUGAUCCUAGCUCGAGAAGGCAUCGACAUAGAAGCAGCAAUGGGUGUCGAGGAUCACUGUGAAAUAGUAAAUACCAGAACACCAACUGCUGAAAGAAAUAGCCCGAGAUAUGCUAUCAAUGUUCGUAACACUCUGACUACUUACUUUACUUCUCCCGUUGGGAGUGUUCCAUGGCAGGCAUACAUCUAGAAUUCUAGAUUAUAAAUACAUGUAUAAGGUUAAUACUUGUACAUAUAUAUA
Hyalella azteca is the source of this 1235-nucleotide messenger RNA. RefSeq names its product protein ANTAGONIST OF LIKE HETEROCHROMATIN PROTEIN 1. The record is from RefSeq and is a predicted model, not a curated record. The transcript is spliced from 2 exons. Lineage: Eukaryota; Metazoa; Arthropoda; Malacostraca; Amphipoda; Hyalellidae. Bases 177 to 1184 code for a protein of 335 amino acids.